Molecule: messenger RNA, 1074 nt
Organism: Mucor mucedo
Lineage: Eukaryota; Fungi; Mucoromycota; Mucoromycetes; Mucorales; Mucoraceae
Exons: 5
Coding region: 1-1074 (357 amino acids)
Biological process (GO): protein refolding; response to heat
Cellular component (GO): cytoplasm
Molecular function (GO): Hsp70 protein binding; ATP binding
Source: RefSeq, a predicted model, not a curated record
AUGGCAGCUAUAGUGCAAGCUGGUAGAGAUUAUUAUGACAUUCUUGAUGUUCCUCGAGAUGCACCCAAGUCUCUGAUCAAGCAACAUUUUAAAAAACUUUCUCGUGUUUAUCAUCCAGACAAGAAUCCAGGCGAUUCUUCAGCUUCAGACAAGUUCAUGGAAAUUGCUCAAGCAUACGAAAUAUUGUCUAAUGAUGACAAGAGAAAUACUUACGAUCGGUAUGGUGAAGAAGGUGUAAAGAAACAGGAACAGCAACAACAAAACGCUGGUCAGAAUCCCUUCGGAAAUAUUUUUAGCCAAUUUUUUAAUGGAGGUCAUCAAGGAAAGCCAAAAACCCCAAAUAUUGAAAUUCCUCUCCAUGUUAGUUUGGAGGACGUUUAUGGUGGUGUCAAUAUCGAGGUAGAUGUGGCUAAACAUGUCACUUGUGACCAUUGUUUCGGUAGUGGAGCUCAUGAUUCUGAUUCCAUCCGUACCUGCAAUACUUGCCAAGGCCAAGGAUCUACUUUGAAGCAAGUUCAAUUUGCGCCUGGUUUUGUUCAGCAAUUUCAACAGCAGUGUGAUACAUGUGCAGGAAAGGGCAAGACAAUUAUUAUGACUUGUAAAGCUUGUUAUGGACGUAAAAUUAAGCGUGGUAAUGAGCAGUAUACAGUUGUGGUUGACAAAGGUAUGUCCACAGAUCAAACCAUCGUUUUUGAAGAAGAAGCAAACGAAGCUCCUGAUAAGGAUCCAGGAGAUAUUAUUUUCAAAAUUAUUACAUCAAAACAUCCUGUCUUUGAAAGACGUGGAAAUGAUUUGCACACUAAUUUCACAAUCACCUUAAUCGAAGCCCUCACGGGAUUCAGCAAAUCUAUCAGUCAUUUGGAUCAAAGCGCUAUUAAUUUCAAGCGCUCUGGAGUAACUCAAUAUGGUUUGGUUGAUAAAAUUAUUGGUGCUGGUAUGCCUAUAAUUGAUAACCAUGAUGAAUACGGAGAUUUGUACGUAAAAUACUUGGUCAAGUUUCCAGAGCAUGUUGACAGCGAGUUUUUAAAAGAUUUAAAAAACAGUGUGUUUAAACCCACACAUGAUGAGUUGUAG